Molecule: messenger RNA, 678 nt
Organism: Eremothecium gossypii ATCC 10895
Lineage: Eukaryota; Fungi; Ascomycota; Saccharomycetes; Saccharomycetales; Saccharomycetaceae
Gene: WWM1
Product: Wwm1p
Exons: 1
Coding region: 1-678 (225 amino acids)
Molecular function (GO): protein binding
Source: RefSeq, marked provisional
AUGACAGCGCAGUCCAAGGAGGUGGCACCCACGGUGCCCGAAGGCUGGAAGGCGGUGUUUGACGAGGAGUACAAGACGUGGUUCUAUGUCGAUCUGAAAAGCAGGAAGUCGCAGUGGGAGGCGCCUGCGGGCACGUCGUGGCCAGCGAAGGGUGCGCCGGACGCGCCACCGGCGUACGACACGGCCGUCGCACGCGCCGCCGCGCACGGCGCGCAGGCCGUUGCGCCCCAGCCCGACUACGGCACACAGGCCGGAUACGCGCCCCAGGGGUACGGCGCGCGGGCCGGGUACACGCCCCAGCCCGGCUACGGCGCACAGCCCGGCUACGGCACACAGCCCGGCUACGGUGCACAGCCCGGCUACGGCGCACAGCCCGGCUACGGCGCACAGCCCGGCUAUGCGCCGCAACCCGGUUACGGAUACGCGCCGCAGCCGGGCUAUGGUGCCGCGCCCGGGCCGUACGCGCAGCAGCCCGCGCACGGUUACCCGGCCGGCGCAGCCGCCGCGCCGCAGAACGGCGGCCGCAACAACAUGAUGAUGGGCGGCCUGAUGGGUGCCGGCGUGGGGUUGAUGGCCGGGUCACUAAUGACCACAGCCAUGUAUAACCACGACGAGGACGUGGCCGAUGCUGCCUACGACCGCGGCUAUGAAGACGGCUUCAUCGACGGCGACUUCUAG